AUGUAUUCAGCAGACUUGUAUCCAAGAAGCUUGCAUGGAUUAUGGAAUGAACGUGCGGGGUCGUCGUCUAUUUUUAAGCCAACGUCUAGCACUCGAAAUAGAGCAGACUCGAACCAAUUGAAGCGACUAUAUGCGCCGCCUUUAUCAGCUUAUACGGCCGAUUUUUCUGGACCUGAUCCUCUUCGGCUUGAAUAUCUGUUGAAGUCAAGAUCUGAUGGUUUUAAUAGGAUAGAAGACCUAGGUCCGUUGCUUUGCUUGAGGAAUCACCAAAUGGAAAAGGUUAGAACUACAGGUUAUUCAGUAUUAAGGCCUUUGGGCAUUGGAAGAACUAUGGAAGAAUUACAAUUUGCCAACUCUCAGUUGAGUCAUAUCGAUGAUGUAUCAGCAAACAAUAUUGCAGAAGAAAAUUCCAAUGAUGGCGAGAUGAACACCUUGCCUUUGAAUCUAGAGGCGGCGAAUACAAAUAGUAAUCACGAAAUUGACUUGGAUGCACAAAUAUUGAACGCUGACGAGCUCAAUUCAGAGAAUAACGACGAUGAUGAUGAUGAUGAUGAUGAAUACGACAACGACAACGACAACGAUAAUAACAACGACGAGGAGGAGGAAGAGGAAGAGGAAGAGGAAGAUGGUGAUGAUUUUCUAGAUCGCGAUUCGGAACCGGAGGAAUCCAAUUUGAGAGCUAGAAAGCGAUCAAUAGUUACUGAUGAAGAAGGGUUUAUGGCUUCCGAAGUAGAGUACCAAGAUGGCUACAGUUUAUUGUCCGAUACUAAUACAAACAUGGUAAUGAGUAGCGGGGCAACUACGGGAUUGUUUUCGAAUCAAGCUGGCGAAACUCGAACUUCCACUACCAACCCCACAACUGCCGCGUCAAUUCGAACCGAAGAGCAUGAGUUUUUCAAUGAGAAUGAUUACUCAGAACAUGAUAUGCUCGUGGAUUGA
Lodderomyces oxycetoniae is the source of this 939-nucleotide messenger RNA. RefSeq lists its product as uncharacterized. The transcript has a single exon. NCBI's taxonomy places the organism in Eukaryota, Fungi, Ascomycota, Pichiomycetes, Serinales, Debaryomycetaceae. The coding region runs from base 1 to 939 and encodes 312 amino acids. Gene Ontology annotation, cellular component: anaphase-promoting complex. The record is from RefSeq and is a predicted model, not a curated record. Gene Ontology annotation, biological process: anaphase-promoting complex-dependent catabolic process.